Messenger RNA from Chara braunii, 1010 nucleotides. NCBI's taxonomy places the organism in Eukaryota, Viridiplantae, Streptophyta, Charophyceae, Charales, Characeae. The record is from the annotation of a GenBank genome assembly.
AGCGUGAGAAUGCACCUACCUUGCUCCAAGUCCAUGUUCAAUCUGAUGGGGCCGUUCUCGCUCUUGUUGGAGUGUCUUGGAGUGGCAUUUCACCCGCCCUGUCACGUGAUUCGUCUUUUGGAGUCCCUCCCACAUGAUAAGGAUGGUUAUGACGGUCUGAUGACGGUGAUGAUGAUGGCAGCAUGAUGAUGAUGAUGAUGAUGAUGGCGGCAUGAGGGUGAUGAUGAUGAUGAUGAUGAUGAUGAUGAUGAUGGUGAUGACGAUGAUGGAGAGAUGAUGAUGGCGGCAUGAGGGUGAUGAUGAUGAUGAUGAUGGGAUGAUGGUGAUGCUGAUGCUGAUGCGGCAUAAUGGUGAUGCUGAUGAUGAUGCUGCUGCUGCUGCUGCUGAUGAUGAUGAUGAUGGUGGCAUGAGGGUGAUGGGUGAUGAUGAUGAUGAUGAUGAUGAUGAUGAUGAUGACGAUGAUGAUGAUGAUGAUGGUGGCAUGCUGGUGAUGAUGAUGAUGAUGAUGAUGCGGCAUAAUGGUGAUGGCGAUGAUGAUGAUGAUGAUGAUGAUGAUGAUGAUGAUGAUGAUGGUGGUGAUGAUGAUGAUGAUGAUGAUGAUGAUGGUGGUGGCAUGAUGGUGGUGAUGAUGAUGAUGAUGAUGGCGGCACGAUGAUGAUGACAGCAUGGCGAUAAUGAUGGUGGUAAUGACGGCAUGAUGGUGAUGAAGAUGACGGAAUGAUGAUGAUGAUGAUGAUGAUGAUGAUGAUGAUGAUGAUGGCAAGAUGAUGAUGAUGGAGGCAUGAUGAUGAUGAUGAUGAUGAUAAGGAUGUGGAUAUGAUGAUGAUGGUGAUGGUGGUGGUGCUGCUGCUGGUAAUGAUGAUGAUGAUGAUCAUCAUCAUGUUCUGAUGGUGCUGCUAUUCAUGAUGGGACGAAGAGGAGGAAGCGGAGGCGAUGGCGAUUUUUCUCCCCCUCUCUAAUUUGUACGUCAAUUACUUUUUUUUUCCCCACUACCGUCGUGUUUCCCAAUA